AUGCGACAGCGCAAUGAUAGCGAAUUCAUCGAUUUAUUGAACAGCUUACGGGUAGGUGAACUGACGACGGCUCAGCUGAAAUUACUAUGCGAGCGGCGCCACGUGCCUAUAAAUGGUGAAUUUGCGGAUAGAGUCGCCGUUCGUAUCUUUCCCACGGUCAGGCAAGUCGACGAUUACAACGACAAAAUAACCAAGGAAAAUGCAAAGCUGCACCGAACUUAUUUAAUCAACGCAGUAGAUGAGUCGCGUGAAGUAGCGACAUAUGGUAGAAAACCACCAGAGAACGUGAUUCCCAAAGACGUCAAUAACUGUGGUGGUCUUCUGCCAUCGAUAAGAAUUAGCGUCGAAUCUCGAGUGAUGUUGAGACGCAAUAUCUCCGUCUCUGAAGGGCUAGUAAAUGGAGCUAUGGGUAUAAUAAAAAAAAUCAAAUGGCCGGCCUUGAGGAGAGAUCAACUGGAGGAUGGAGAGCUACCAGAAGCCGUGUACGUUAAAUUUGAUGACGAAACUAUCGGUCGCAGGCUAAAAGAUAGUAAUGGUUGCGUACCCAUACCUCCAUCAAGUACUACAUUUCAGGCAGUAAGGGGUUACGGAGAUGUGGAGCGCCGUAUGCUGCCUCUAAUAUUAAGCUGGGCAGUUACAGUUCACAAACUACAGGUUGAAGAUCUUCAAAAGGAGAAUGACCAGCUUAAGACCACCUUGAAAGAUCACAUAAAGAUACUUCAUAAAAGCAACACUCACGAUCUUGUAACGUCAAGAUUCAGAUUCACAUUCAAUGUUUGCCAGAAUUCAAAAGUGAAAACCAUGUAUCAACAGUAA
Molecule: messenger RNA, 816 nt
Organism: Parnassius apollo (apollo)
Lineage: Eukaryota; Metazoa; Arthropoda; Insecta; Lepidoptera; Papilionidae
Source: the annotation of a GenBank genome assembly